Molecule: messenger RNA, 2205 nt
Organism: Panthera uncia (snow leopard)
Lineage: Eukaryota; Metazoa; Chordata; Mammalia; Carnivora; Felidae
Gene: DHX33
Product: DEAH-box helicase 33
Exons: 12
Coding region: 68-2176 (702 amino acids)
Biological process (GO): positive regulation of transcription by RNA polymerase I
Cellular component (GO): intracellular anatomical structure; nucleolus
Molecular function (GO): ATP binding; RNA binding
Source: RefSeq, a predicted model, not a curated record
GAAGGGGCGGUGCGCGCUGGCCGGCGCCUGCCGGGGCCUCGGCCUCCAGUCACGGCGCGCGCCCGACAUGCCGGAGGAGGCGGGCUUCCCGCCGGCCAAGAGGUUCCGGCCGGGCUGCGGGCCUCCCGGGGGGCGCGUGGUGAUGCUGCUGACCGCGGGCGGCGGCGGCGGCGGCGGCGGCGGCGGCGGCGGCCGGAGGCAGCAGCAGCCGGCCCUGGCCCAGCCCGCGGCCAGCCCCUACCCCGAGGCGGUGGAGCGGCAGCGCCGGAGCCUGCCGAUCUUCCAGGCGCGGGGGCAGCUGCUGGCCCAGCUCCGAAACCUGGACAGCGCCGUCCUCAUCGGGGAGACGGGCUCUGGGAAGACGACUCAGCUCCCGCAGUACCUCUACGAGGGGGGCAUUGGCCGCCAGGGCAUCAUCGCGGUGACCCAGCCUCGCCGGGUGGCCGCCGUCUCUCUUGCGUCUCGAGUCUCGGACGAGAAGAGAACUGAACUCGGGAAGCUGGUUGGCUAUUCCGUGCGCUUUGACGACAUCAGCUCCGAGGACACCAGGAUCAAGUUCCUGACGGACGGCAUGCUUCUGCGAGAAGCGAUUUCAGACUCCUUGCUCCGGAAGUACAGCUGUGUCAUUUUGGACGAAGCCCAUGAACGGACCGUCCACACGGACGUGCUCUUUGGGGUCGUGAAGGCCGCGCAGAAGCGGAGGAAGGAGCUGGGGAGGCUGCCUCUCAAAGUGAUCGUGAUGUCCGCCACGAUGGACGUGGAUCUGUUCUCGCAGUAUUUCGGCGGGGCGCCCGUCCUCUACCUGGAGGGUCGGCAGCAUCCCAUCCAGGUGUUUUACACCAAGCAGCCUCAGCAGGACUACCUGCACGCCGCUCUGGUCUCCGUCUUCCAGAUCCACCAGGAGGCCCCCCCCUCUCAGGACAUCCUGGUGUUCCUCACCGGCCAGGAGGAGAUCGAAGCCACGAGCAAGAUCUGCCGAGACAUCGCCAGGCACCUCCCGGACGGCUGCCCCUCCCUGCUGGUCCUGCCUCUGUACGCCUCCCUGCCCUACGCCCAGCAGCUCCGCGUCUUCCAGGGAGCCCCGAAGGGCUGUCGCAAAGUGAUCAUUUCCACCAACAUUGCCGAAACCUCCAUAACCAUUCCGGGAAUAAAAUACGUAGUCGACACGGGCAUGGUUAAAGCAAAGAAGUAUAAUCCCGACGGCGGCCUGGAGGUGCUGGCCGUGCAGCGCGUGUCAAAGACCCAGGCCUGGCAGCGCACGGGCCGGGCCGGCAGGGAGGACAGUGGCGUCUGUUACCGGCUGUACACGGAGGACGAGUUCGAGAAGUUUGACAAGAUGACCGUGCCAGAGAUCCAGAGGUGUAACCUGGCCGGCGUGAUGCUGCAGCUCCUGGCAAUGAAAGUCCCCGACGUGCUCACCUUCGACUUCAUGUCCAAGCCCUCUCCAGACCACAUUCAGGCGGCUGUGGCACAGCUGGAGCUGCUGGGAGCCCUGGAGCGGAAGGACGAGCAGCUCACCCUGACUCCGCUCGGAGGGAAGAUGGCAGCUUUCCCUUUAGAGCCCAGGUUUGCCAAAGCCAUCCUCCUGUCCCCCAAGUUCCACUGCACGGAGGAGAUGCUGACCAUCGUCUCCCUGCUGUCCGUGGACAGCAUCCUGUGCAACCCUCCCUCCCGGCGGGAUGAGGUGCAGGCCGUCCGCAGGAAGUUCGUGUCCAGCGAGGGCGACCACGUCACCUUGCUCAACGUCUACCGGGCCUUCAGGAACGCCGGCGGGAACAAGGAUUGGUGCAAAGAGAAUUUUGUCAACAGCAAGAACGUGAUGCUGGCAGGCGAAGUCCGAGCACAGCUGAGGGACAUCUGCCUGAAGAUGUCGAUGCCCAUGGUGUCCUCCCGCGGGGACGUGGAGAGCAUCCGCCGCUGCCUGGCCCACAGUCUGUUCAUGAGCACCGCCGAGCUGCAGCCCGACGGCACCUACGCGACCACGGACACGCACCAGCCGGUGGCCGUCCACCCCUCGUCCGUCCUCUUCCACUGCCGGCCGGCCUGCGUCGUGUACACGGAGCUGCUCCACACCAACAGGUGCUACAUGCGGGGCCUGUGCGUGGUGGACGCGGACUGGCUGCACGAGGCCGCCCCCGACUACUUCCGGAGGAAGCUCAGGGCUGCCCGAGACUGAGCCGCUGCGCCCGCGACCCACCGGCACCG